GUUUACGUUUCCUUGUCGCUGCCGACGCUGGAUCGCAGGAUGAGGUCCCGGCGGAGCAGGUCGGUGCCGGGCACCCCCGCGGUGUCCGUGGCGUUUCCGGGCGCCGUGCGCCGGGGAAGCGGCUGCCGCUUCGCCUGCGAGCUCCUCAAGCAUGUGCUGCACCAGCGGAACCAGCUCCCGCUGCCCUACGAGCAGCUCACCUACUUCUGCCGGCGGGCGGCACAGGAUGGAGAUGGGAUUGAGAAGCCACCCUCCAUGGGCCUGGGAAGCAGCAAGUGCCAGCAGGUGCUAAUGGAGCUGGAGGGAUUGUUCCAGCAUCUGGAAGUCAUGUUUAGUUUGACACUGGUUCCCCGGGUUCUUUUCCUACUUGGAGGAAAUGUCAUGAACCCCAAGGAGCUCUAUGAGCUGAACUUAGAAGGGAUCUGCGAGGGCAGUGCUGAGGAGAGCCUACAGACUGCACCCUGUGUUCGCCAGCUCUUUCACAGCCUUUUUGUUGCAGACGUCUUCAGUGAACUGAAGGCUCUCCCUGUCACAGGCACGCUCGUCCUAGUCCAGGGCCACCGGGACUGUGGUGUUGAGUGGUUCCGGCCCAAACUGAACUACAAAGUGCCAACGCGAGGGAGGAAGCUAACUGUUAGAUUGUCCUGUGAGGGAGACCCCCACCUCAGUGCCUCACCUCCACAGCAUACAGCACCUGAGUGGGAGGACUACAUCUGGUUCCAAGCACCAGUGACCCUCAAAGGCUUUAGUGAAUGACUGGGCUCUGUAGAUGUCUAAUUGGAAUAUUAAUUACCCUUUGUUAAGUGUUAAUUUUAUCCAGUGUAACCAUGUAUCUUUUUCUGUCUGAAUUUUUUUUCUCCAGAGCGUUUACUGUCUUCGUGUAGCUUGGCUGCACUCAUCUCCCAUCACUUCCUGACUUCUUGUUGAAGGCAAAUCCCCUUUAAGGCAAAGGUGCAGUGAUUCCUUAGGGACUUGAGCUGUAGCAGAGCAGAUGAAUUAGUGUGUUGGGAUGCACCCUGCUGUGUGCUUAGAAGCAGUUGCAGCUCUUGGUACCCCAUUAACUGCUGCAGUGCCUACCCCACUUGAGUAAUCAAGUGAUUGUCCAUCUAUUUAAUAAAAUUAGACCUCCACACAACUCUAUUUCAGUUCCUUAAUGUUCCAAAGAGUGAGAUUUCUCAGCAGUUGGGAGAUCUUGUACCUAGUGCUAUCCUCUACUGGAAACUGAAAGUGCUUGACCAGUUCUGUGGAGGCAGGGUAGCAAUAAGCAAUAUUUUUUUUUUUUUAACAAAUCCUCAGUCCAACAGCCCUGACAAUCACUUAGAUAUACAGAUACAAUUAAAAGUAAGCAGUUUUUGCUAACCCUCUUCAGAAAAGGAGUUCUGCCUCAAUAGUGUAACUUAUUCUCACUAAACAACAAAGUAAGCAAGUUUCUUGCUUGCUUUUAUCUCUUACAAGUCUUGGACCUAAACUUUUCUAGAAUGGGUAGAAGUCAGGGGAUUGUGAUGAAGUUCAGCACUAUCUUUAUCUGCCAAAUUCCUGUUCCAAGUCAUAUUAUAUCACUUGGAAGCAGAUUUGAGCCUGUUCUUCUGAGCUGUUGUCAAGUGCAGAACAGGACAGGGAGAGAAAUCCUUAGAGUGUGGUGUGUUAUAAGUAGACACAUGCCUAGCUGACUGAAGAUGUAACAGCUAUCUGUGAUGUAAUGAGCUUUUAAUAGUUUCAAAUAACUGUCCCAUAUGAAGAGAAACUUGAGCCUACUGGUAGUGAAGGUGCUUGCAGUUAGUAGCCGAAAUUGCACAAUGGGAUGGUAAAAAUCCUUUGAAAAGAGUGUAAAGGUUUGAUGUAACCCUCUGCACUUGGUGCAUAUUUUAACUUUGACCUUUUGGAAUGGAUUGAGAUUAUAGAACUGGGAGGAACUUGAUUUGAUAUUUUUGAACUUGGAGAACACCAGGAGUGCUGUCUCUGCCAUAUUAUCCAUUACUGCACAUUGUAAACAGUUGUUAGCUGCUAAAACUUGUUCUAGGGGAGAAACUGCUAGAAUGAAGAAAGCUGCCUUUUGUGCAGUUGUCCACUUGAAUAUGUAAUCACAGGUUUUUGAAUGAAAUAUAACUUGAACAUAGGAGUGUUUGUGCUCAAGAGAUCAAAACCCUUUAGACUUCCACCAAAGCUGCUUGUAAUACAUAUUUAAGAAUGCUAGUGCCCAAGUAUUAAAGCUUUUGAACACAAGCCUUAGCCAGUUUCUUUCACGUCUCUGUCCCAGUUGAAUGCAAUGUUACUGCAAUAAACUGUUUACAUAUUCUGUUAUACUUGAACUGUGAAUUCAGCAAUGAUAUGGUGCUGGGAAUGAAAGAACACAAGAUGCUUUUGGGGUUUUUAAUUUUUUUUUGUUUUUUCUCCUUAUAAAAAUCUUUACAGCUUGAUUAACAAGUUUAGUACUGUAAUUAUUAUCAAAAUAAAAUGACAGUUUCUAUA
Messenger RNA from Neopelma chrysocephalum (saffron-crested tyrant-manakin), 2469 nucleotides. It is a transcript of the gene MAD2L1BP, whose product is annotated as MAD2L1 binding protein. The record is from RefSeq and is a predicted model, not a curated record. Bases 40 to 756 code for a protein of 238 amino acids. Gene Ontology annotation, biological process: regulation of exit from mitosis. The transcript is spliced from 2 exons. NCBI's taxonomy places the organism in Eukaryota, Metazoa, Chordata, Aves, Passeriformes, Pipridae. Gene Ontology annotation, cellular component: nucleus.